UCAAAACGCACGUGCCCUGUCCGGCUGUCCCUAGUAAAUUCCAAAUCCAACCAAAAAUUCCGGAAACAAAAUCUCUCCCAUCUCCUUCGUCAAGCGUCAGCCUUGCUGAGGAAACUGCAAUCUUUUUGUAUGUCCAAAUUCGAUGUGUUAAUGUGAUUCUUUACUUACAUGGGAAGGAUUGUCGAACUUAGUAGUUGCAGAAUUUUUCUGGGUUUUGAAUUAUUAUGGAUUUGAACGAAAUACCCAGUGAUCACAUGGUUAAUGGAGUGGAAAUUGAUGAGAAAAUUGUGGCAAAUUUUGAUUUUGUAACCAAUAAGGAGUUGGAUGAUUCUAGAGUUAAGUCAAUUGAGCAAGAACAAAGAUGUAGGGAAGUAGAAGAGAAGCAAUUAGCCCUUGAAUUAGAAACUCGAAACAAAGUUAUGAACUUGGAAGCAGUUAAAGGUGAAAUUAGGGUUUUGGGUACUGAAAAAUUGAGAAUUGAAGAGGAAAUCAAGGGUUUGACUGAGAAGCGAUUAGCCCUCGAUUUAGAAACUAGAAACAAAGUUAUGAACUUGGAAGCAAUUAAAGGCGAGAUUAGGGUUUUGGGUGGUGAAAAAUUGAGAAUUGAAGAGGAAAUCAAGGGUUUGACAGAGAAGAAGACCACUCUUGUAAGAGAAAAUGUGGGUGGUGAGUCUUUGUUGGAUGAAUGGGAAGUGUCUAGGGUUGAUCAAUUGAUGGUUGAGAAUAAAGUCUUGGAAUGUGAGAAGAACUUUGCUCUUAAGGAAGUCGAGGUUUGGAAGCGGAAAUGCAAGGAACUGGAGGCACGCAUGUUUGAAUUGGAGGGAAGAUUGAAGUGUGAGGGUGAAGAUGGUGUCUCAAUUGGAAUUAAGGAAGCUAAUUCUGUGAAUGGUGGUGAUGUUCGUGGUUCAAGAGAUUCCGGUUCUUCAUCUCGUUUACUCGGUGCAGUUAAUGGAGUAAUGCAAAUGGAAGGUACACCAGACAAGAAAUCUGUACUUUCCGAGGAUACUCCAGCUAAGAAAGUGCAUGUUAGGAGACGACUUUCAUAUCAGAAUGAGAGAAACCAUGAUGACAAAAUUGCUCCACUGACUCCAGCCGGAGCAAGGCCUUCCUCUGCUGUUGUUGAUAUUAUCGAUAGUGACAAUGAGUGCGAUGUCCGUGCUAAACACAGGCCUAAUACACAUAGUGAUGGAAUUUUUUGUUCGAUGUCAGAGUAUGGAGUUCAUAAAACAGAUGGAUCUUUGGAUGAGGUUGUUUUUGAGGAAGAAAAGAGUGGUGGCAGGGGAAGUGCUCCCAAUAUUAUGACACCAAAAACCAAGAGAAAACGAGAUGUUUUGGUUGUUACAAGUGAUGAUGAGUGUGAGGAUUACAAAUGUAAGCCCAACAGACGAACACUUAGAAUUGAGAACAGUGAUGAAGAUGAUGAUGAUGUCACACCAAUAACGCGUGUUUCCAGACGAACACUUAGAAUUGAGAACAAUGAUGAAGAUGAUGAUGAUGUUACACCAAUAAGGCGUAUUUUGAAAAGGAUUACUGAUGAAAGUGAGGAUGAAGAUGAUGAUGAUAACAUUCCGAUUAGUCAACUCAAGAGGUAUCGUGCCAUCCCGUCUUCAACUCCUCCAAGGAGACGUCUGGUUAAGUAUACACACGGUGAACAGGAAACGGGGAAUCAUCCUAAGACCCUGACAAAUGAAACUAAAACUAAAACUAAAACUGUUGUAGAUGACGAGUCAUCUGAAGAUGAGUCAGAAACUAGUGAUCAGAGCUUAAGUAAUUUCAUUGUCAAUGAUUCUGAUGAUGAGGAUGUGAAAGAUGAAGAAAGUGGGGAUGAUCAUGACUCUAAUGAGAUGGAAGAGACAUCAGAUAGUAAUCUUGAGUUUGAAGAGAUAAUCUCUAGACUUAAGAGCAGAAGGUGUCCUAACUCAAAAUGGGUUUCAGAAGGUGAUAUGCUCUCUGAUUUUGGUAAGAAUCCUGAGUUGUGUAUGAGAGCUGUUUGUGCUCUUUAUCGGCAGCAAACCAAUGAGGAAAAAGCAUGCAAGGCAAGUCUCAUCCAUAAUGGACGAGGCUUUAGCAAACUCGAUGCAAUAAGGGGAACAAUCUUGGGGGAGUUUCUUACUGACGGAGAUAGUAACGGCGAUCUGGUAAAAUCUGUGGAGGAGUUGCAAGAGCAUCAUCCUUACGGACAUGAAGACUGCCGCAAAUUGGCAGACCGCUAUUCUAAGCAACUGUUCAAGAUCUACGAGAAUGGAGAAGAUCCUUUCUUUCCAUAAUCUGCUUUUCCUCAAAACAUGAUCAGCAUAUCUCUUUACCGGGUUCUAGUGCUUUCAGUAUCAGUCAACUCUGGUUAUGUGAUACAGUUGUCUCAGAGUCAACUUUGGUCCUUGCCAAUCUAACCUGUAUGUAAGUAGGAGUUAAGUCUUGUUUAGGUUAACCCUGUGUAUAUUGUAAAUAAUAACGUAGAAUUACUUCUUGUUAGACUAUCAGUAUAUGUUUUUAUCCAUUACUGUAAAAAGGUUAUCUCUAUGCACUUGCUCAAAUGCUAAAUUAUCAUCUUCUUGUAGAA
This is a messenger RNA of Spinacia oleracea (spinach), 2560 nucleotides long. RefSeq lists its product as uncharacterized. Bases 225 to 2267 code for a protein of 680 amino acids. NCBI's taxonomy places the organism in Eukaryota, Viridiplantae, Streptophyta, Magnoliopsida, Caryophyllales, Amaranthaceae. The transcript is spliced from 4 exons. The record is from RefSeq and is a predicted model, not a curated record.